GUCUCUCUUCUCUGUGAUUGUCGAGAGUAAGAAGACAAAAACACAAAUCAUGGCUUUGACUGAGUAUGGCAUUGUCUACGCCAAUCACAUCAUCACUGUCCAUUUCGGCUCGGUCGUAUCGAAAGUCGGCGAAUGUCUUCUCCGUAGAGGACCUCUUUCAUUGCGAGACAUCUCUCGUCUAGCGGAAUCAGACAUCAACCAAGUCAAAGAUAUUUUGUACCUCUUGAUUCAGCACAAUUGCGUUCAAGCUUUUUCUGUUGAACCACCUGAUGGUUCCGAGAACAAAGCUAUUGUACAGUACAUAGUGUUGUUUAACAACGUUCUUCAUCUUGUGAGGUAUAACAAAUUUUCGAGGGUUGUAAACCAAGAGCUUGGGUCUCAGUGCGGCGCAGUUCUUGAUGGUUUACUUAGUAACGGUAGGCUUACCUUGGGACAGCUGAUCGAGAGAGACAGAGAUUCAGAAAAUACAAUAGGAUCAGAAUCGAUCAGAGAAUCUCUUCAGAAAUUGGUUGCCUCACGUUUUGUUGAGCGCAUUCCUCCUCCCGAACCUGUUCUUGGAAAAAAAGAAGAAGGGCCAGAUGCAAAGAAAAGAGACACUAAAGCUGCCAAGAUUUUUGAAGAACCGGAAAGCUUGGAGGAACGUAUUCUUGAAGCAGCAACUCUUUCUGAAGCAAUAAGGUUCCCACAUAUAUUCAGAGAAGAUUCAAGUUCAUCUUUAGCAGAUAACGAUAGCUACAUCUCUGAGGGGAAGCGUAAACUACACGAUGUGGACUCAUCCGAUCUGAGCAAUGAAGUAAUUUGGCGUCCUAGUUUCGAAGAGUUCAUCCGCCGCCUUAGACAUAAGGCGUGUGUGGAGAUAGUGAGAGAGCGUACGGAUGAAGGAUGUGCCAUUGUCUUGAAGGCAAUGUUAGAAGUAGGAAGAUCUCAGGAGAAGAAGGUGAAAACCGACAAGUCUGCUCCUAUGUCAAUGGGUUCCAUCUAUGAAGAGGUUGUAAAAACAGAAGCAGGCCGUACUAUGUUACAAGAGCGAGUUCAAGCGUGCCUUGAACAAUUUAGCGCAACGUCUUCAAAUCUACCAGCAUUUGUGAUAGAAGCGGAUGAUUCAUACAUAGUUGAUUUUAAAUCCAUUAUCAGCGUAGCACUGAAAGAUGAGAUGGAAGCAGUAGUUAUGAGAAGAUAUGGUAAAGAAGCUUUCAGAAUGUUCAGAUACUUAUCACAAGAAGACCGUUUUGUUGAGACCAAUAAGAUUGCCGAUGCGGCGCUGGCUGAAAAGAAGGACACAUCGCAAAUUCUAUUGAAGAUGUGGAAAGAUAGUUACUUACAUAUGCAGAAACUGGCAGUCACUGGAGUAUACGUCCCGUUCCUAUUGUGGAAGGUAAACAAGUUGAGUGUGUCGAGGCAAAUAUUGGAUGAGAUGUAUCAUGCUUCCUUAAACUUGAGUCUCAGGUUGACCCAUGAAGUAGAUUCCGAGAAAGAGCCAAUGUCGAAACUGGAAGGAGCGUCAAAGGAGAGACUAAAUAAGAUCAAAGCUAAGAAGAUGUUGCUCUCUUCCAUUAGGUUUAAGCUUGAUGAUGCUAUUAUGCUUUUUCAUGACUUUUAAACUCUUAAAUUAUAAAUUAAAAUAAAACCAAAGUUCUUCUUUCCUUUAUUUUAUUUUUUUGGUCAACUUAGUUAUGUGUUUUUUUUUACCUAUCACGACUAGUGAGUGC
Molecule: messenger RNA, 1709 nt
Organism: Eutrema salsugineum
Lineage: Eukaryota; Viridiplantae; Streptophyta; Magnoliopsida; Brassicales; Brassicaceae
Exons: 15
Coding region: 50-1600 (516 amino acids)
Biological process (GO): DNA-templated transcription
Cellular component (GO): RNA polymerase III complex
Molecular function (GO): single-stranded DNA binding
Source: RefSeq, a predicted model, not a curated record